AUGUGUUUUCUGACCAAGCAUCCAGCUUUUUGGGUGGCAUUUUCAGCUUUCAUAUUUGGUGUGGUCACUGCAGAAGCACAGUCUGGGAAAGAGCACAAGCAGGAAAGCAGCUAUGCUCCCAGCCAAGGCUAUCUGACGGAAGUUUUACGCAUUCUCUCAGCUGACAACUACACUGAGCUCCACAAGAAUCACUCAAGAAAACUUAUCAAAAUGUUAUUGGAGAGAGCUGAAUGUCCACAGUGGAUUUAUGGGAUGCAGGAGGAUUGUAAUCUGUGCCUUGAACCAGAUGCUUUGUUAUUAAUAGCUGGUGGAGAUUUUGAAGACCAUCUCAGUAAAGAAGUAUUCCAGAGAAUUUCCCUCAUUCUUCUCUAUUAUAUUAUUCAUCAAAGAGACAUCUGUUCUUCAGAGCUCAUUCUGAGUAACAAGGAUUAUAAAUUUUACCUACACAGUAUGCUCAGUUUAAGGCGUGAUGAAGACUGCUAUUAUUUCUCAAGGAAUGAAACUGAAGACAUUUUGGCUGCAAUAAGGCAACAUUUUAAAACUCCUGAAAGCCAGUGUGUUGAUGUAACCGUUCUGGAGAAAGAAGCUGCCAUAUUGGACAGUGCCGGUGCUGAUGAAAAUACACUUCCUCGCCUGGCUGCUACAAUCAUUACUUUGGCUCUCCAAGGAGUCUGCCUCGGGAGAGCAAGUUUACCCACCCCAGAAUUCUUUAUAAAAUAUAUUUUCAGUUCUCUAAACAGCACUAAUGAACUCCAAGUAACAGAAAUAGACCAACUCCUAAGCAUGCUGAGGGAUGGAAAGACCUGCAACGCAAAUGGACAAAUGGACAGUCAUGGCAUGACAAUCAGAGAUGUUGGAUAUUUAAAUAUUCCACUCACAUCGAGACAAAAGAAUGGGGAAUAUAUAAGUGGUUAUCAUGAAGAUAAUGAAAACACUGCUGAUUGGGAUCAGGCUUGCUUCUCUGCCAGUGAGCUUGUGAAGAUAUUUUUACAAAACAGUCCUUCGUCCAUUUCUAAGGAACAUUUCAAGCAAAUCAGCCCAGCGAUCAUUCAGCAACUACUGAGCUGUUCUUGUCAGCUUACAGAAUCCAAGCAAACAAAGCUGCCACCAACAACUCUGGAAAAGUAUGGCUACAGCACUGUUGCCGUUUUACUUAUUACUAUUGGAUCUAUGUUUGGUACAACCCUCAUUUUCUUCAGCUCCUGUCAAGAAAUCUAUACGCUCAUUUUACAGCUGUUUGUGGGUUUAGCUGUUGGGACGCUCUCUGGAGAUGCUCUGCUACAUCUUAUUCCACAGAUUCUUGGUUUACAUAAACAUGAAGCUCAGGAGAUGGAACACAUCUAUGAAGGGAAAGAAUAUAUUUGGAAAAUGUUGGGAAUGAUUGGAGGAAUUCAUGGAUUUUUUCUGAUAGAAAAAUGUUUCUUUCUUUUGGUAUCACCAAGUGAUCAGCAGGGUCUUUCAUUAGUUAAUGGGCACUUGGGGCAUUCCCAUGAUCUUCCAGUGGAAUCUGAAUUAAAUGACCAUUCAGGCAGAGGCAAAUCUACUUCAACCAUACAGUUGAGAAGUCCCGAAGACUCUGAGUCUGAAGUUCCUCCAGACAGCAAGGCGACAAACAGAAAGAGCAAAGGAAUUAGUUUGUUGGCAAUAAUGGUUUUGGUGGGUGACAGUCUUCACAAUUUUGCCGAUGGCCUGGUAAUAGGAGCAGCAUUUUCAUCCUCAACAGAAACGGGUGUUACCACGACGAUUGCUAUCUUAUGCCAUGAAAUUCCCCAUGAAAUGGGUGAUUUUGCUGUGCUGUUAAGUACAGGGCUCUCCACAAAAAUUGCAUUAUUAAUGAAUUUUAUAAGUGCCCUAACUGCCUUCAUAGGGCUUUACAUUGGCCUUUCAGUAUCAACUGACUCCUGUGUUCAGAACUGGAUUUUUACUGUCACAGCCGGAAUGUUCUUGUAUUUAUCAUUAGCAGAAAUGCUUCCUGAAAUGACUCACAUUCAGACACGGCGACCCUGGUUGAUGUUUCUCCUACAGAACCUUGGAUUACUAUUAGGUUGGCUUUGCCUCUUUCUUUUAGCUAUAUAUGAACAGAAAAUUAAGAUAUAA
Messenger RNA from Emys orbicularis (European pond turtle), 2097 nucleotides. It is a transcript of the gene SLC39A12, whose product is annotated as solute carrier family 39 member 12. The transcript has 12 exons. Gene Ontology annotation, cellular component: plasma membrane. The record is from RefSeq and is a predicted model, not a curated record. Gene Ontology annotation, molecular function: monoatomic cation:bicarbonate symporter activity; zinc ion transmembrane transporter activity. Lineage: Eukaryota; Metazoa; Chordata; Testudines; Emydidae. Bases 1 to 2097 code for a protein of 698 amino acids. Gene Ontology annotation, biological process: zinc ion import across plasma membrane; intracellular monoatomic cation homeostasis.